CAAAGAUUAUUCUUCUGAUGCCAGCUUAGUGCUUACUCUUCUUAUCAUCUCCAAAGUAAGUUUCAACUACAGAGUCAACGAGCAUGGCCGACGCUCUCAUCUCCAGUGUUGUGGAACAGUUGAUCAACAUCCUGAAGCACCAAGCCCAGGAUCUGAAAAGAGCUUUGGGUGUGGAGAAGGAGAUUGCAAACCUCUCAUCAAAGCUCGAGAAAAUCAGGGAGGUAUUGGAUGAUGCAGAGAAGAGAAGCUUUAAGGAUAAUGGCAUCAAGCUCUGGAUCGAAAAUAUCAAAGACUUCUCCUACGAAGUGGACGAUGUUCUGGACGAGUGGAGAACCAGAAGUCUGAGACAACAGAUCGAGACAAAGACAAGUCGCAGCUCUUUCCUGCCUUCGCGUUCCAAAUUCAAAAGGUUUGUUAUGCAUCGAGACAUCGCCAAGAAAAUAAAGGAGCUUGAUUCAACACUUGAUCGGAUUACGAAAGAGAAAGAUCAGUUCAAAUUUGAUUAUGCAUCUAUAACACACACUUCUGCUGCAUCACACUCUGAUCAAGAAUUGAUGCGAGUCACCACUGCGUUUGAUGUGGAUGCGUCACAGAUCCAAGGGCGGAAAUCCGACGCCUUUGCUUUAAUAAGCAAGUUACUGGAGAAUUCUGAAGCAAUAAAUGGAAAUGGGCCCCCUGUGAUUUCCAUAGUGGGCACGGGAGGGAUAGGGAAAACUACCCUUGCUCAACUAGUCUUUGAGGAUGAACAGAUCAAGACUCAUUUUGGGGAUGAAAGGGUGUGGAUUUGUGUUUCCGACCCCUUUGACCAGAUCAAGAUUGCAAAAGCCAUUGUUGAGUCAACCACUAAAAAAUCCACGGAUCUGUUCCAACUCCAACUGUUACUGGAAAAGAUCAAAAGCACUUUGUCUGGGAAAAGGUUCCUACUUGUGAUGGAUGAUGUGUGGACAGAGCAGUCUGCAAAGUGGGAGCCAUUGAAGAACUCUCUCAAGGAUGGACUCCAAGGGAGUAGAAUCUUGGUGACCUCUAGGAGUGAGAGGGUUGCUAGAAUGAUGGGAAGUGUGUAUGUGCACCAGUUGGAUCUAAUAUCUGACUCAGAUGCUUGGUUGUUGCUUAGCAGGAUAGCAUUUUCCGGGAGAAGGGAAGAGGAUUGUGAGAAACUGAAAGAUAUUGAUCAGAAAAUUGCUCAAAAGUGCAAAGGACUGCCACUGGCUGCUAGGGUCAUGGGAAGCCUGCUAUGUUUUAAAGACACUAGAGAUGCUUGGCAAAAUGUUUUAAACAAUAAAAUUUGGGAGUUGGAGGAAGUGGUAACAAACCUCUACCCUCAUUUGUAUCUAAGCUACAAUGAUUUGACCCCAAAGAUGAAGCAAUGCUUCGCAUACUAUGCUGUCUUUCCCAAAGAUUAUGAAAUAGAGAUAGAUGAGCUCAUCAGAAUUUGGAUGGCACAAGGUUAUGUGAUGACGGAAUCAAAAGGCAGGGAGUUAUUUGGGGGUUUAGCAAUGCGCUCUUUCUUCCAAGAUUUGAAGAAAGAUGACAUGGAUUCCAACAUUAUCAAAUCUUGCAAAAUGCAUGACAUAGUGCAUGAUUUUGCCCAGUUUCUUACUAGAAAUGAAUGCUACAGUAUUGACCAGCAUGAGGAUAAGGUUGAAUUUAAAAAUCUACGUCAUCUUCGGUCAUGGCAGACUGGUAAGAAUAUGAAUCUCCCUUCCAUUUGUGAUAUUGGAAAACUUCGUAGCUUUUUUGUUGAAGACCUUUUCCCCCCCGCACAACUUACUCUUGAUUUGUUCAAUGGUCUGAAAUCUGUGAGAGUAUUAAGAUUGUAUGGUUGUAAGUUGCAAAAACUCCCAAAGAAGAUAGGAAAUUUGCUUCAUCUAAGGUACAUUAAUUUAAGUUGGAACAAUGUAGAGGAGUUACCUGAUGAAGUUUGUUCAUUAUAUAACUUGCAAACUUUAGAUCUUGAAUACUGUAUACAGUUCUCUAGACUACCUGAUAAGAUUGGAGAUUUGAGUCAACUAAGAUACAUUAAUUUAAGUUGGAGCAAAGUAGAGAAGUUGCCCGAUACAAUUUGUUCUUUGGAGAACUUGCAAACUUUAGUUCUCAAAAGAUGUGAGCGCCUUUCUAGACUACCUGAAGGGAUUGAAAAUUUGCUUGAGUUAAGGUACAUUGAUUUAAGUUAUUGUGAACAAGUGGAAGAGUUACCCAAAGGGAUUGGCAAUUUGAUAAACUUGAGACACCUUGACAUUAGAGGCACCAAGAGGCUGGAGAUGAUUCCCCAAGGCAUCGCAAAGCUAACUCAGCUUUGUAGUUUAAGUGAGUUUAAGGUGGGGAAAUCCAUGUGUAAGUUGGGAUACAUGGAGAAGCUGAACCAACUCAAAGGGGAGCUGUCCAUAUUUUUUUUGUGCGAUCUGAAUAACGCAGCAGAUGUGGAGGAAGCGGAGAAAGCAGAAUUGAGAAACAAGAAGCACAUCAAAAAAUUGUGUUUGGAUUUCAGUCGGGGAGUCGAUGUGGGAAUAGAUGUGAUGGAAGCUCUGAAACCACCUCUUGAACUGCAAACCUUGGAACUUAUUGAGUACAGAGGAACCCACUCCCCUUCCUGGAUUACACUGUCCCUUAAUCUACGGAUUCUUGAAAUCCGGAGGUGCAAAAAUUGUUCAUCUUUGCCUCCAUUAGGCAAACUUCCUUCUCUGGAGACUCUUUUGAUAUGGGAGAUGAAAGAGCUAAGAUAUGUAGGGAGUGAGUUUUUGGGAGUCGCAGAAGUAGGUGGUGUUGCUUUUCCAAAGCUGAAGAAAUUGCGGUUCCACGAUUGUUCCGAGUGGGAGGAGUGGGAAGACUUCAAAGAAGAAGCAACAAUAAUAAUAAUGCCAUGCAUCAGGGAGUUGCAACUAAUUACUUGCACCAAACUUAAGACAGUGCCACAUCACCUCUUAAGUAGGGUGGAGUCUUUGACCAUAGAAGACUGUCCGGUGAGUGAGGGAAUAGAUGCUCUGAAACCACCUCUGGAACUGCAAGCCUUGAAACUUAAUUGGUACGGAGGAACCCACUUCCCUUCCUGGAUUACACUGUCCCUUCAUAAUCUACGGAGUCUUCAAAUCGAUGGGUGCUUAAAUUGUUCAUCUUUGCCUCCGUUAGGCAAACUGCCUUCUCUGGAGACUCUUUUGAUAGCGGUAAUGAAAGAGCUAAGAUAUGUAGGGAGUGAGUUUUUGGGAGUAGCAGAAGUAGGUGGUGUUGCGUUUCCAAAGCUGAAGAAAUUGGAGUUCCACGGGUGUCGAGGGUGGGAGGAGUGGGAAGACUUCAAAGUAGAAGCAACAAUAAUAAUAAUGCCAUGCAUCAAGGAGUUGGUACUAAGUUAUUGCAGGAAACUUAAGACAGUGCCACAUCACCUCUUAAGUAGGGUGGAGUCUUUGAAGAUCAAUGAGUGUCCGAGUCUCAAAGUUGAAUAGAUCAAGCGAAAUAUGUGGCACUCCAUAUGCCAAUCAUGUGUCAAAAUGGUGACAUCAUCGUGCUUCUAGGUAUCAAACUGUACUCUUCCAGAUCUCAUGAGCAGCACGGCAGGCAUUUUCUGAAAAUGUAUGUGGUCCCUAUAUAUCUUCAUGAGUCUCAUGGCAAUUAAGUUUCGCAUCUAUCAUUGGUAGUGAGACCUCUCCUGUGUCCCAGUUCCCGGUGUUGUCAUCAUCAGUCCCACUGCGCAUGUGAUUCGUAGCCCCCUUAGCUUCUGGACAAGAUUGCAGCUCCUAAUAACGUACAUAUGAUACCUCUCCAAAUGCUAGCUAGAUCGAGCAACCAUGUCUCUCCCUCAAAUCAGCUAGAGCUGGAAACAAAUUAAAAGUAUAAUUUGCAGAUUGACUAAUUAAGUUGCAAUGAAUAUGACAGAUAAAGUUAGGGUCGGUGAAGCUGGCGAGAAUGUAUAUGAAGAGGGUGGCUAUGGAACUUCAAUCGAAGGGGGCAUCAGAUAAAGAUACUUCCAUGGACUAUAUGCUACUCCAAGGUGUGAGAUUUGCUUUCAGAAUUCAUCAGUUUGCUGGAGGAUUUGAUGCAGAAACUAUGGAUGCAUUUGAGGAACUUCGCGAUCUUGCACUGGCUUUGAACAAGAUGUAGAUCGAAAAGAAGAGGAUUAGAGGAUAUAUAUAUAUAGUGUUACUUGAUAAACAAGAAUUAAGCAGUAUAGAUCAGAUAUUGCUAGAGGCCUAGCUACCAUCUCAGUAGCAUUAUUCCUAGCUUGCAAAAUGUGUCUUUUUGGUAUUUUGACUAUUUUCAGUUUUAUGGAUGUGUGGCAAUUUUGGCUUUGUUGAUGUCCCUUUUGUGUACUUUUGUCUUCUGUGGUUAGUGAUUAUGCAGGAAAUUAGUUCUUUCCA
Molecule: messenger RNA, 4349 nt
Organism: Ipomoea triloba (trilobed morning glory)
Lineage: Eukaryota; Viridiplantae; Streptophyta; Magnoliopsida; Solanales; Convolvulaceae
Product: disease resistance protein RGA2-like
Exons: 3
Coding region: 84-3437 (1117 amino acids)
Biological process (GO): defense response to other organism
Molecular function (GO): ADP binding; protein binding
Source: RefSeq, a predicted model, not a curated record